UUGAUAAUCAAGUUUCUCAUACCUAUUUAGAUGGCGCUUUACCCAGUUUUUCUGUUACAACACACUGGAAAUAAAGUUUUAGUUUGUUGUGGUUUAUGUUGCGGUCCAGGUAACGAUAAAAAAGGAUAAAAAGGAAAAAUUAAUCGAUAUGCAAAAAUGCUGGACGAUGCCGAGCUGUUUUUACAAAUUUGCCAAAAACAAGGAAUCCUUGUUGAACAAGAAAUUAUCGAGGCGUUCAAAACAAGCUGUUCGACAGGAGAAUUACAACUUGCUCACACAUCUAUAAUAGCUAGUUUAUGUAAAAUUAUUGGUCAAGUGUUAUCGUCAAGUCCUAUUAUUAAGCUGGUGAAUCUUAGUGAUUGUAUGUUGAUUCCAAAAGGAUCAAGCUAUAUUUUAAAAGCACUUUUUGAAGGAUCAAGUGUUUCAUCAUUAUAUCUCAAGGGUAACAAUAUAAAUGGUCCUUUGGUUGAACAACUUGGUGAAAUGUUAAUUCAUAAUAAUACUCUUAAAAUUAUACAUAUCGAAUGGAACAACUUAGGAUCACAGAUUGAUUGUUUUUAUAAGUUUUGUGAUGGUUUAGCAAAAAAUAAUUGUUUAGAAGAGUUAGAUCUUCGAUAUAAUCAAAUAUCUACAAAUUGUGCAGAUCCACUUGUCAAAGUUUUAACACGCAAUAAGAACUUAAAAAAAUUAGAUUUAGCUUGGAAUUCUUUAGGUACGAAUGGUGGUAAAAAGAUUUUACAAGGUAUUCAAACAAACCGUGUAUUAUUAUCUUUAAAUCUUAAAGGAAAUUGCAUACCAAAUGAUAUACAUUCGGCUAUAACUGAACAAAUAAUAGAAAAUAAAAAAAGACGAAUAUUGUGUGAAACACCAAUAGUUUUAAAAGAAAAUAUCUGUUCAGUUUCAGUUUCAAGUGAAGAUGAUGGGGUUUUCCAAAUAAAAUCUAGAAUACAAACAAAAAAAAAAUGGAAAGAAAGACCAACAACAUCAAUUGAAGAAUUAAAUAAUAUUGCUUCAGAAAAUUCAAGAAAUGAUGAUAAAAAUGGUUCAAAAAAUAAAACAUUAAUACGAAUUUCAAAAAAUACUGAUACUGGAAAUUAUAAUUUUACAGAAAUUGAUGAAAAAAUGGAAGCUCUUAAUAACAUUUUACAAGAUAGAUCAGCAACUAUAGAUCAUUUAAGAAGUGAUUUAGAAUCAAAAACUACAGCACUUAAAUUAAUACACACUGAAAAUGAAGAAAUAAAGUCUGAGCUUGAACGUGUUAAGGACGAAAAUUCUAAUAUUCGUGAAGAAAAAACUACAGAUAUUGAAAACUUGAAAAAAGUCCACAUGAAAUUAGAAAAGAAUUGGAAAGAAUCCUACAAAGACUUAGAAGAAACAUAUGAAAGUAAUUUAAAACAAAAACAAGAAAUAGAUGCCAAAAAUCGUGCUUAUGAAAAAGAAUUGAGAAAAGCUACUUUAGAAAUUCAAUCUAUAAAAGAUAAACUUUCAUCCACUAUACAAAAUUAUGAAGAUACUAUAUCAGAAUGUAAAACUGAUGUUCAUCGAAUAAAAAGGGAAAUACAAGAAAAAGAAAAUCGUUACAAGAUAGAAAUUAACACUUUAAAAGAAACUUUGAAAGAGUCUACAGAAGCUUUAGAAAAAUGCCAAGAGCAUUUGCAAAAGCUUAGAAAUGAAUUCCGAGAAACAGUCGAGUCGCAGUCAAAAUUAAAGAUGAAAGCAGAUGAAAAUGAAAGAUUUGCAGCUAAGACGAUGAAAAUUGAAGAAGCUUUACAUAAAUCAAAGGAGGAGAGAGAGAAACUGGAAGAGAAACUUCAAGAAUCAAGAAAGUCAAUUGCUUACCUUCAAAAACAAGUAAUAAAACUUCAAGAAGAAUCGAUAGAACCACAGAAAAGAUAUGAGGCUUUAAAAAUGGAAUUACAAUUGGAGAAAGAAAGAUCAUGUAAUUUGAAAUCGGAACUUCAAGACCAAACUGCCAGAAUUCGAGAACAAAAUGACCAAGUCCAAAAGAUGCUUUCUCAAGUAAAUGGAUUGUAUGCACAAAUAAGUGAAGCACAAAUUAAUCAUGUAGAAUCACUUCGAGUGAAGGAAACCGAAAUCGAAAAGUUAAAAAACGUUAUUAUGCAAAAAACGAGAGAACUGGAUGAUUUCAAAUCUGAACAAGUUCAAAGAGCACAUCAAUUUCAAGCAGCUAUUAGCAAAUUUGUUGGAUCUGUCGUAUAAAAUUGUACAACUUUUGAAAAAUCGUAAUGAGAUACAUAACUUACAAAACAUUUCAUCUUAUUAUAAACAUUUUUAUAGUCAGAUCAAACG
This is a messenger RNA of Ceratosolen solmsi marchali, 2310 nucleotides long. RefSeq names its product leucine-rich repeat-containing protein 45-like. Gene Ontology annotation, cellular component: centrosome. Gene Ontology annotation, molecular function: protein binding. The record is from RefSeq and is a predicted model, not a curated record. The transcript has 4 exons. Bases 157 to 2220 code for a protein of 687 amino acids. NCBI's taxonomy places the organism in Eukaryota, Metazoa, Arthropoda, Insecta, Hymenoptera, Agaonidae.